Molecule: messenger RNA, 1408 nt
Organism: Cottoperca gobio
Lineage: Eukaryota; Metazoa; Chordata; Actinopteri; Perciformes; Bovichtidae
Gene: lsm10
Product: LSM10, U7 small nuclear RNA associated
Exons: 2
Coding region: 172-588 (138 amino acids)
Biological process (GO): mRNA 3'-end processing by stem-loop binding and cleavage
Cellular component (GO): nuclear body; cytoplasmic U snRNP body
Molecular function (GO): U7 snRNA binding; histone pre-mRNA DCP binding
Source: RefSeq, a predicted model, not a curated record
CCCAAAUCUGCGACGUACUGAAAAGUGAAACGUCAUCACGCUGCGCUUCCUGAUUCGGACUUGUUGCGGGAAAGCCAAUUUGUUUUCAUCUUUGUGUGCGGAGCUUUUCACAUUAAAUAAGGAUUUAACUAAUCCAGGUAUCCCUGACCUCUGGAGAUCCUCUUCAUCAGCAUGGAGUCAGAGAGGACUGAAUCCCCGUCGUCAGGCUCAGCGCCCGUAGCUGAAGUCUUCAACUCCAUCCGGGAGCGCACAAUCGCAGAGAACAGCAUGGUGGUCCUGCUGCAGGGCCUUCACGGACAGGUGACCACGGUGGACCUGAAGAACGAGAGCACGGCGCGGGGACGCAUUGUCAACGUCGACGCCUUCAUGAACGUACGUCUGGAGAAUGUGAUGUACCGGGACAGACGGGGUAAGCUCACCCAGCUGCAGGACAUGUUUAUCACAGGCAGGAAUGUCCGCUACGUCCACAUCCCAGACCACGUGGACAUAAUUAAGACCAUACAGAGCCAGCUGGCCAAGAUCCACCGUGUCCGCAAUUUUGCCAGUCAUGGAGGAGGCCGGAAAGAGUACUCCAAGAAAACAAAAUAACUUAUUUUCUUUUUCAUAGAAGGACAAAGCUUUUGAAAGACUAGUUCAAAAAAUACUCGGAGACAACGGGCAGUUUAUCUUUUUUUCAGAUUUGAGGACAAGCAUCACAUUCGAUCAGCAGUUUCCAACCUGAAGGGUCACAAAAAGAUUCAAGGGAUAAGAGCGAAAAACAAUAUUUUGUUUAAAACACAUACGUGGUUUUUCUAAUUCUUUUGUUUGUGUGAAAUACUGGAUACUUUCACCUCUUCGGGCCUCUAAAAAUCCUGCAAAUGAAACAAUCUCAGACGGCAAAAAGUUCCCCUGCUCGCACCUUAUGUGCACACUACAGGCACCACCUGUGAUGACAGGUCACAUGCUGAACAGUUUGGUGAUAUAUCCUGACCAAUUUUUUUUUUUUUUUAGGACUGCAACUAACAACUAUGUUCAUUAUUAAUUAAUUGAUUAAUCUUUUGUCUGCGGUCACAAAACUGUGACCGUUAUAAAUGAUGUCUCAUUAUAGCCAAAUAUAUUGAGUUUACGGUGAUAGAAAACUGAGAAAAGCAGCAAAUACUGACAUCUGUGAAGCUGUUUUAUUAUUCUUUGGUUGAAAAAUGACAAACAAUUAAUUGAUUAUCAAAAUAGUGGCAGAUUAAUUUUUCUGCUGAUUGUUGCAGCUCUACAAACAUUUUUGAUGAACCACUGGAGCAGGUAAUGAGUUGAACACCAUCUUUGUGUUUUGUUUUUUGGGUUUGAAUUUGUAACUGAAACACAAUAUCCUCAAUUUCUUUACAAUUCUUUUGUAUUACAGACAGCAAUAAUUAAUAAAUACGCUUGCAAUAAA